AUGCCUGACCAAGCUUCAGAGGUUGAGGGCAAGCUCCGCGCCAUCCCUUUCAGCCUCCGACAGAGGAUAGAUGCUGCUAUCCUCAGACAUGCAGAGAUGAUGGCCUCGGCCACCGUACCCCUACCCCCUGAGCCCCGAGUAUCUCCAGUUGUGCCUCAAGCAAAGCCUCAAGAGACACCUCAGGGUAUGCCGCAGAACAAGCCUUCGACCGUCAAGACCCCAACGGCUCCCCGGGCAUUCCAGGGCCAGUUCUUCAGGCCAUCAGAAGCGCUCAGAAACGACUCCGGAGCAGCGCAGCCCUACCAGAACAACGAGCCGCGGGCCGUCCCCGCCGCCACCGUGCCCGAGGCGGAGAACACGAGCCUCUUCCUGACGAACCUGCCGCCGAGAUGCGACGUCGCGAUGCUGAUCGGCGCCCUCGAGGCCCUGGGCCCCGUCACGGGGCGCAUCUGGCACUCGCACGUCAACCCGCCGGACCCGCCCGCCGGCCACUUCCUGUCGGCGGCCAAGGUCGUCUUCUUCAAGCGGGCCGGCGCGCGGGCCCUGCUGCAGGUGUGCCAGCGCGGCGGGUUCGCCGUGGGAGGGCGCGUGGUGCACGCGCAGUGGAACCGCUACGCCGAGAGCCCGGACUACGUCGCCGGCCAGGGCCAGGGCCAGGGCCAGGGCCACGACGACCUCAACAACGGAGGGGGGGCGGCCGCCCCGCCGCCGCCGCCGCCGCCGCCGCCGCCGUCGCGGGAGCUCAGCCGCGUGGUGCGCUUCGAGGGCCCGCACGCGCUCGUCGGCCGGGCCGCGCUGGGCGCCUUCUUCGGGUCCAAGUUCAAGUUCCAGACCGUCAAGGUCGUGCAGGUCCGGCAGACGGGGGCGACGCGCUGCCUCGAGUGGCACUUUGGCGGGUACCACCCGCAGGCGCAGUGGGCCGUCAUGGCGGUCAACAAGGAGCGGCCCGCCGUCAAGGCGACCUAUGCUCGGGACCCUUGCGACGUUUUCCCCUAG
Thyridium curvatum is the source of this 996-nucleotide messenger RNA. RefSeq lists its product as uncharacterized. The transcript has a single exon. Bases 1 to 996 code for a protein of 331 amino acids. Gene Ontology annotation, molecular function: nucleic acid binding. The record is from RefSeq and is a predicted model, not a curated record. NCBI's taxonomy places the organism in Eukaryota, Fungi, Ascomycota, Sordariomycetes, Thyridiales, Thyridiaceae.